Messenger RNA from Papilio polytes (common Mormon), 2078 nucleotides. Its product is annotated as protein-glutamate O-methyltransferase-like. Gene Ontology annotation, molecular function: phosphatase activity. Gene Ontology annotation, cellular component: cytoplasm; nucleus. Bases 102 to 1976 code for a protein of 624 amino acids. The transcript has 16 exons. The record is from RefSeq and is a predicted model, not a curated record. Gene Ontology annotation, biological process: DNA damage response. Lineage: Eukaryota; Metazoa; Arthropoda; Insecta; Lepidoptera; Papilionidae.
GUCAUUAACGUCAGUUCAAAAAAAAAUAUCGGAAAAUUAAUCGUGCUUCAUACUUUACAUAAAUUCAAAAUUACUGUCAUGAAAUAAAUGUAAAGUUAAAAAUGAGCCAACAAAAAGUGACUUCGCCUCGGCCACCAUCCAAGACAAGUUUAGUAGCAAGUGGUAAAAAUGUAAUAGAUGAAGACGACAGUACGAAACCAGACUUUAUUUACGGAGGUCCCUUUAUCAAAGUUGAGAAACCUAGUCCAUUUAUAAAUACAACUACACCAAUAAAUCUCCCGCUGCAAGGAACUUUUAAGAAGAGUUUCGCGUAUUAUUCUCUAAAAGAUAGGUUGCCUGUGAUACUAACCAAAGUGAUAGACUAUUUAUCAAGAGAAGGAAGUGCAAUUAAAUCAGCACAUAGUGCGGGUGAUGAUGAUAUUCAAGGGUUGAUACAAUACAUAACAAAGUUGAAGAACGACCUCAUAACUAAUAAGAAAUACGAUUUAUUUACGGUUGACACCCCUGAGGCUAAAAGAUGGAACAGAUGGAUAGAAAGCUGUGAUAGUCAGCAUUAUUUUACUAAUACAUGGGUAUUUACUGAAUGUUAUGUGUAUAGAAGAUUGAGAGAAGGUUGUGAAUUAAGUAAAGGGUUAAAAAACUUCGAUCCCUUCGACGAUCAGAAGCUGAAAGCGUUCCAGUUCAGUCUGGAGCCGAUGUGCGUGGUGGCUGACAAGCUUGUCGGCAUGUUGCCGCCCAGUGACAAGGACAAACGGAAAGCUGACUUCAUCAUGUUGCUAAAGAUUUGUCUAUGGGCUAACAAAUGCGAUCUGUCGCUGUCUAUGGGCGAGCAGGUGUCGUUAAAGAACACAGACGGGAAAGAGAGGUCCGCUAGCGUUGUCUCUCUCUCUAUUUUAGAUCCGUUCAAAAUGGUAUUGGAUUUAAAAGAUAAGGUGUUGGUAGAUGACUCGUCUAAAAUCUGCGAUCAAAUCAUAGCUAAAACUGACGCCAUGUCUAAAGCUAUUGCUGCGAACACGACAUUUAAGUUUCAAUGCAGUUGUCACCGAUUAGCGACACAAUUCGGGAUGCCGCGAUGUCCCGACAAGGAACCGGAGCCCGAAGCGAAGUCUCAAACGAAGCUGGAAGAUAAGUCUGAAGCGGAAAGGGAGCAGGCGGAAGAGCCUCCUAAGAUCCCCUGCCCUGCUAAAAUGGUGUUGCCAGAAGUUGUAACAUUUGAUAUUGUUUGCGACAAUUCGGGAUAUGAAUUAUUCUCGGAUUUGUGUUUAGCGAACUUUUUGAUAUCACAGGAUAUUGUUAAGAAGGUUCGGUUUCACGUUAAAAAGAUCCCUUGGUUCGUGUCUGACGUCACUCCAGUCGAUUUUAAAAAAACUUUAGAAAUGUGUGCAAAUGCUAAUUAUAGCAGAGAAGUACCGCAAGAAGCUCCUACAGAGCCGGGCGAGGGCGAGGGCGAGGGCGCGGCCGUGCCGCCGCAGCGCGUGUCGGCCGACAGCCUGCGAGAGCUCGGACACAAAUGGAUGCAGUUCUUUGAGGAUGGAACCUUUGUUGUCAUGUGCGAUGAGUUCUGGACGUCCCCGAUCAUGUACAAGGAGAUGAAGGCGCAGGCGUUCCAGCUGUACCGCAAGCUGCAGCUGACGGCGGCGGUGCUGUUCAAGGGCGACCUCAACUACCGCAAGCUCUUGGCUGAGAGGAACUGCGUGCCCACACUCAGCUUUGAUCAGGCACUGCAAGGUUUCAAUCCCGCUCCUAUAAUAGCUCUGCGCACUGUGAAGGCGGACCUGAUCUGUGGUCUGCCCAAGGGAAAGUUCGAGCAACUCAAUAAAAUAGACGAGAAAUGGAUGGAAAAGGGAGAUUAUGGGGUGAUACAAUACAGCGGCAAGGUGGAGCCGCUGAAGGUGUCGGACCGGCCGUGCGCCGACUACGGCGCGGAGUGCCGCGGCGCGCUCUGCCCCGCGCAGCCCACAGACAUCGUCACAUAACACAUGCGAAAUCAUUUUUUGUUGCCAUCAAGACCAGUUCUACAAUUUUAGUCAAUUUUCCGAUUUAACUAUAUUGUAAAUAAAAUAAAUUUGUUGAUUUUC